This is a messenger RNA of Neomonachus schauinslandi (Hawaiian monk seal), 1754 nucleotides long. RefSeq names its product family with sequence similarity 227 member B (gene FAM227B). The record is from RefSeq and is a predicted model, not a curated record. Lineage: Eukaryota; Metazoa; Chordata; Mammalia; Carnivora; Phocidae. The transcript has 17 exons.
AUGCAAAAACCUCCAAAGAACAUUGAAGAAUUCUUAAAGUUUCAAAAUUGGGAUUAUUGGCCAAGGGAAAUCCAUUUUGGAGAUAGUGAUGAAUGGUUACACACUGUGAAGAAAAUAAAAGAAGAUAGUUCAUUUACUUCAAUUUAUACACAUCUGUGGGAAACUGUCCCUCAAAAACAUGAUGCACUCAUGGCCAUGGAGUCAAGAUUAGGGGAAUGUUCAGUCCUUUUGAAAAGCCAUGCCUCUAAAAUAUUUGAUUGGAGGAGCAUAAUUUUUGAUACAAGUUCUAAAGGAAAUUUGGAAAGAUACAAGGCAUUUCUAAGGAAGUACCAUAGGAGAAAGAAGAUAAUGCUUUCAGAUGAAAUGGAGACAAAGAAGACUGUAGAGGGUUGCAGCUUCUCAGGAUUCAAAACAAAUGAGCUUACUCAACUACCCAGACAUUUGGAUGCUGAACGAAUUUAUCUUUUUAUUUUAAAAGCCCAUAACUUUGAUGAAAAGGUUUUCAAAAUCUGGAAGACCCAUUUUCUCUCAGAAGCCUCUAUUGCCCUUUUACAUGAUUCCUUUUGGUGGUGGUUUCUGCAUAAAUUUAAGCCUGACAGAGAAAAUCAAGAUUCCUUGUUCGACAGAAUUUCAGAAAGCUAUGUGAUACUUUUCAUGAGCAUCCCUACAAGUCGAAAAGAUGCAUUCCUUCAGGUGUAUCCUGACUGUUUGGCACAGGCCAUCUAUGCAACAUUCCAGGAAGCAUUUCCAGAAUCGAGUAAUUUUUUUAAUGAUGAAUUUAAAGAGGAUUUGGGGAAUAAUAUUUUUCUCUGGUUGUCAGGUAUGAGAACACAGCAGGGAUUUUGGAUUCAUUGGAAACUGAAAGAAUAUGUGACCACUAAAGUACAUUGCUAAAAGAAAAAAGCAUUAUGCCUUUUUGUAAAGGAAAAAAAAGCCAGAAUUUAAGAAAAUAUUUUGUUUUCUCUUUUAGCUAUAGACUUCAAUAUGACAAAAAUUUUAAAGAACCCAAGAGCAUAUACAAUGCCCACAUUCAAGGAAGAAUCAAGUGUAUCAAGACUAACAACAAAGUCCCAUUAUAUUAGCACUGGUCCAGAAUUUAACCGUGUGCUCUUCAAUUUUGGAGGUCAGAGUCCACUGAUUUUAUAUUACCUUAAGAUGCAUGAGUUGGCUGGUAUUUCCAAAGCCCCUAGACAAACCAAGAUUAAACUUACUGAAAUAUCACAAGAACCAUCACCUGCUCCAACUUACCGUGAUAUUAUAAAGGAGGCAAAAAGACAAUUUGCAAGGAACCAAAAGGAAUUUCGGAUACUCCAGGCAAAGGCUACCAAAAAACCUUACGAAGUUAAGAGUGACUUUGAGAAUUUCCUCCAUAAACUGCGUUCUGAAGCUCGAACCAAGAAAGAGUUUCUGGCAUCACUCUCAUCAUCAUCAUCAACAGAAGACUACAACUAUGAAGAAGAAAGUCAAGAGAAACCAGAAAUGAACUGUGUUUAAGAAUAUGGCAUACAAUGCAAUUGUAUCCUUUUAAUUGUAGCAGUAUGUUUAAUUCAACGCCAAUCCAUGGGGUCAGUAUCGAAUGUCUUUUAUCAUUCAUCUUAAAAAAAUCCUGAAAUCAAUAAAUCUCAGUAAAUCAUCCUUAAGAGAUCUGUCCAAGCAUAAUUUUGGCUCUUAUUGGUAGAAACAUAUUUUAAAAUGGAAAAAUAAUCAUUAUGAGGCAUAGAGAGCUUUCAACCAUUUCUUUGGAAAUACAUCUU